This is a messenger RNA of Doryrhamphus excisus (bluestripe pipefish), 2858 nucleotides long. RefSeq names its product methionine adenosyltransferase 2Ab (gene mat2ab). Lineage: Eukaryota; Metazoa; Chordata; Actinopteri; Syngnathiformes; Syngnathidae. Gene Ontology annotation, molecular function: methionine adenosyltransferase activity; ATP binding. Gene Ontology annotation, biological process: S-adenosylmethionine biosynthetic process. The record is from RefSeq and is a predicted model, not a curated record.
UAUCAGCGCAGGGCGCCAUGCGGAUGUGAUUCUGAGGACAGUUGUAGUGAUAAACGUUAGUAGGUCUUAGUGAGCGGUGACAUCUCAAACACAUUUACUUUGUUGGUUACGUUGUUGGUCCCGAAGCAUUCAACGUCAAGUAUGAUGAACGGCCAAAUUAAUGGUUUUCACAAUUCCCUCAUUGAAGAGGACUGCUUCUUGUUCACAUCGGAGUCUGUCGGAGAAGGGCAUCCUGACAAGAUCUGCGAUCAGAUCAGUGAUGCUGUCCUUGAUGCCCACCUUAAGCAGGAUCCCGAUGCCAAGGUUGCAUGUGAGACUGUCGCUAAGACUGGCAUGAUUCUGUUGGCUGGUGAGGUGACAUCACGAGCUACAGUGGACUACCAAAAAAUAGUGCGAGAUACCAUUCGACUGAUUGGCUAUGAUGACUCUGCUAAAGGCUUUGACUACAAGACCUGCAAUGUUCUUGUGGCCUUGGAGCAGCAAUCUCCUGACAUAGCUCAGGGUGUCCAUGUUGACCGCAAUGAAGAGGACAUCGGAGCAGGAGACCAGGGAUUAAUGUUUGGAUAUGCCACUGAUGAGACAGAGGAAUGCAUGCCUCUCACAAUUGUGCUCGCCCACAAACUGAAUGCAAAAAUGGCUGAGCUACGACGCAAUGGCACUCUUCCAUGGCUGCGGCCUGACUCGAAGACACAGGUUACUGUUCAGUAUCGUCAGGACCGUGGCGCCAUGCUUCCAGUGCGUGUGCACACUAUUGUCAUCUCUGUUCAACACGAUGAGGACGUGUGCCUGGAGGAGAUGAGAGAUUCCCUGAAGGAAAAGGUCAUCAAGGCUGUUGUUCCCUGUAUUUAUUUGGAUGAUGACACCAUCUACCACCUGCAGCCCAGUGGGAGAUUCGUUAUUGGAGGUCCUCAGGGUGAUGCCGGACUGACAGGUCGCAAGAUCAUAGUCGAUACUUAUGGUGGUUGGGGGGCCCAUGGGGGAGGAGCCUUUUCUGGGAAAGACUACACAAAGGUGGACCGCUCUGCUGCCUAUGCUGCACGUUGGGUUGCAAAGUCUUUGGUGAAGGCUGAGCUAUGCAGGAGAGUGUUGGUUCAGGUGUCCUAUGCCAUUGGAGUUGCCCAUCCCCUCUCCAUUUCCAUCUUCCACUAUGGGACCUCCAACAAGAGUGAGCGAGAGCUGCUCGACAUUGUGAAGACCAACUUUGACCUCCGUCCCGGGGUCAUUGUCAGGGAACUGGAUCUGAAGAAGCCCUUGUAUCAGAAGACCGCAGCCUAUGGCCACUUUGGCCGUGACUCCUUCCCAUGGGAGGUGCCCAAAAAGCUCAAAUACUAAACCUGUUAAGCUUUCUCCCCCUUAGGCUUGUUGGUGUAUACUACAGAGAAGCCACCAAGAUUUUGGGGGGUGAAAUGCCCUUCUCUCUCUCUCAUUGCAUCAUUUACCACAUUACCCUCUUCUGCCUCCCUUUCCUCUGGUUACUGUUUAUUUUGCCACUUGCGUUAUCCUGCUGGGUCCUUUUGAAUGCAUUUUAAUUUUUGAAAAGUGACUAAUUUGCCCUUUGGUCCUUACUGCUCAAGCCUGAUUAGCGGCAGUCCUCGUCAUUCCACACACAUUUUUGUGAUCUUCAUUGGCACAUCAGUAGUGUUAGACUGUAGUUGGCCUUCAUUUACUGGUGCUACUGAAAGGUGUGUGUGUGCCACCUCCAAAGUAAAUCUUGACGCAUGUAGCUUGUCAUUUUGGAGGAUCUUCUGUUCUCACUGAGCAACAUUCCUUACCCCUUUUUUAACUUUUGGUAACUUUACUCCUUGUCAUCAUUGAGGAUGCUAGAAUGGCACAAAGAAAUGGAAAGGUUUGUUGCUGUUCACUAAAAUGCUAUGCAUCGAAGGCUGAAGAGCCAGCCAAAUCUUAGAUUCUCAAGCUCUCAAAUGAGUUUAAAGGCCCAAAUGCCGCUGUAGACCUUUGCUGUUUUCUGACGUACUACAGAAAAGUCAGAGGCUGCUAUGUCACUGCUCUGGUCUGCAGAGGUGUUGGAUGGAUAUACUUGAUAGAUGGGGAAUAUUUGGAUUGUGUACACAAUUACGUUUUAAAUUGUCCUUUUUUUUAUAAAGUAGAUGUAAAGCGUUUUUUUUGUUUUUUUUUUUAACUAAGGCCCUGGGACUCCACAGGCAUAUUGAUGGCAGGUGUAGUUACAGAGAAACCUGCCUUUCGUCUUUAUCCUGGUGGAGUUUGUCAGUCUUAUUGGAUGUCAAAACGCAACACUAUUUGUUCUCUGAAGCUCGGCGUGCAUACAGAGAAGCUGAUGUUUCAGACGGCAGCUUUUAAAACAUAAAUACUCUGUUACUGAAAUCUUGAAUUCCUUUUGACUUGAUCAUUUUUCAGUGUUUGGCUUGAGGCUCCAGAAUGUUGUACAGAAAAGUUUUGGACUGCCUCGAAAACCAAGUGUCACUGCUAAAUGUUUGUCUACUUUACAGUGUUUUAUUUUUGGACUGCAGAAAUAUAUAUUUUUAGGGCUAUGGGCUGGUUGUCAAAUUCGAUUUUUAAGCAUCCCCAAAUAUUCGGCUCUUACAAAGCAUCCUUGGUGAGAUGGCAACAUUUGGUUGGUGUAGUACAGAGAAACCAGCCUUGUUUACAGGGCCGUCCCAUACAGGAUGAGUUCGCUCUUACUGGAGGUCAUCAUUGGCUACAGUAAGUGUAAACGUGCCUUUUCUAUUUCCUUUCCUCCCCUUUUACUUCUACCCUCCCUCACACACACAUGCUUCAAACAAGGAGUAGCUCAUUCUGUAGUAUGCUUCGUGUUUAGAUUGGGCUGUUCCUCUGAGCUGUAAUAAACAUCCCUACACCAUGCACUUGUCUGGAGUCGU